Messenger RNA from Ctenopharyngodon idella (grass carp), 3332 nucleotides. RefSeq lists its product as uncharacterized. Gene Ontology annotation, cellular component: external side of plasma membrane; membrane raft. Bases 1175 to 2122 code for a protein of 315 amino acids. Gene Ontology annotation, biological process: T cell activation; positive regulation of ERK1 and ERK2 cascade; interleukin-15-mediated signaling pathway. Gene Ontology annotation, molecular function: MHC class II protein binding; protein tyrosine kinase binding. The record is from RefSeq and is a predicted model, not a curated record. Lineage: Eukaryota; Metazoa; Chordata; Actinopteri; Cypriniformes; Xenocyprididae. The transcript is spliced from 8 exons.
UUUAAAAAUAAAGAAAUUAAACUAACAAUAAUGUUUUUGUGUUCAGAUCAGAUGUGUGUUGAGCCAGUGUGGUUUACAAUAUGAACUUUAUCACACUGAAGAACAAGUUUCACAACCGCUGUCCUGUCAAAGCCUGAUCUCUCUUAUGUUAGUGGUUAUGGUUAUGGUUAGGGCACAUCACCAUCAGAUGCUCUUGAGGGACAGUUCCUAUUACAGUAUAAAUGUGCUGUAAAUUACAUUUAAGCAUUAAUGAAAAAGACAUAUGUGACCCGUGCUGGCAAAAUGAGUUGCAAUGCGCACAGGCUAAUUUCGAGCUACAGGCAAAGAAGUCAAAAAUAUCGAUUUUGGUCGAAUUUGAGGUUUUCACAAAAGUGAGUUCAUUAGAGCCUCAUCAAGUGAUCCAAAUGCUCCAAAUAGCAAUUAGCAAUAGCAAUUUGUCCACGAAAAAUGUUGCCCUCAGCAUCUUCUGCAUUAGUCUAAGUUCGGUAUCAUUUUGAAGCGCAGCAUUCCGACUUUGUGAAUAUUCAUAGCAAAUUUUUGAUGGCAUGAGUCUGAACUAAUGAAAUGUGAUUUUCAAACUCAUGCUGUUGUAAACAAAAUGAUCUUACUCGUGCUGACUGACAGAUCCGAAGCGCGCACACAAAGACGCCUCAGACAGCACCUGAUCCCGAUAUACACAUAUAUAAACAGAAUUACACUACUUCAAAAUAUUGAAGAUAUUUGGAUUUGACAAGGUGUGUGCCAAAUUUUGGUGUUAUUAACAGGGUUUUUUUUUUUUUUUUGGUAACCUUCAGAAAAGUUUUCUCAAAAUGGACUUUGCUCACUCUGUCGAGUUCAAACAGGUGCAGCUCAGUCGUUUUUUUGUCGGAUUCCAACAAAUCAUACAUCAUUUUGAAGUGUUUUUAAUAGAGAUUGUGAAAUUUUUGUUCAUGUUUUGCUCAUUGUGACUCAUUUUACCAGCAUGGGUCACAUAUUUUUACUGAAAUAUACUUGAACCCUGGUGAAGCAACACUUCUCUAUAAUGUACUGAGUCAGUGUCACUAUAUAUCAACUCUAGCUGGAUUUAAACACUCAGUUCAGAUCAGAGGAAGUUCACAACCACAGGAGGAGCUGAUAGUGUUUAGAGGAAGAGCUGUAACUAUAUAAUGAAGAGAAAGACGGACAGAAACAGAAAAUGGCUAAUAAGUGUGAUCUGUGUCUGCUGGGACUGAUCAUUCUCUCUUCACUUCUCACAGGUACCAGUGGAGUGGAUGAUGAGGAUGUGUUCAUCAGUUCUGGUGAAAAUGUCCGUCUGCCCUGUAAUAAUGCUCUUUCUGACUGCAACUCAACUACAUGGAGCUAUAACAGAGAUUCAGCAGCAGUUGAACUGAUUACUGGAGGGAAAAAGAAGAAGGACACAGAGAGACAUGAGAGACUGAGUCUGGGGUCUGACUGCUCUCUGAACAUCAAGAACGUCACACAAGAAGAUUAUGGAUCUUACACCUGCAGACAAUAUGUGAAUGACAAACAACAAGGAACUGAUGAACAUGUUUAUCUGCAUGUUCUUCAUGUUUCAGUGUCUCCAUCAUCAUCAUCAUCAUCAUCAUCAUCCUCACAGACUGAGAUCAGUCCAGGCCGCUCUGUGACUCUCUCCUGUCAGUUGUAUUCAUAUACUAGAUUCUCCUGUAAUUCUGAGGGACUUCAGCUGUUGUGGAGGAAUCAGUCUGGUGUUGAUCUGAGGACAGACUCCAGAUAUCAGAUAUCAUCAGAUCACUGUAACAUCAAUCUGACUACAACACUCCUGAAUGAAGAUGACAACAGAGAGUGGAGAUGUCAGCUUACUGUCAGAAAUCAACUCCAGACCUCAGUCAGAUACACUGUCAAGUAUUCAGCAACAGCACUGAAUCCAGCCUCUCCAGUGAUUGUGAUUGUGAUUGUCGUCGCUUCAUUCGCUGUUCUCCUUCCUGCUCUUAUUCUCUGGAUGAUUCGCAGAAAAAGAGACGAUAACAGAAGAGGAACUGGUGACUCUGAGGAUCAACAAACACGACCUGUCUAUCCAACAGGACAGAACACUCUUCUUCAACAGGUGCCGUCUGGAGGAGGCGUGGCCGACACACCUGAUGCUUGUUGGAUGCACAGUUAAACGCUGCUGAGACCGUUCGCGUGGGAGCGAUGUUUUGAAUGAUCGUCUCCAGCAUGGCAGUCAACAGGCGGUGUUAUUCUGAAUGUCCUGCCCAGCCCUGAAGUGUUUCUUGUUUAUGUUAUACUUAUGUUGGUUUUAUUGUGUAAAUAAAUGUCUGUCUGGUCUUCCAGUUGUUGCAGCUUAAGAGCCGGCUGUAACAAAUGGGGGUUUGUCCGUAAAUUUAACACCAAUACGUUAAUCAUGUUUAUUAUGAUUUUCAUUUGAUUAAUUUGAUAGUGUUUGGGGUGAAGACAUCGGUCAAUAUGGUAGGAGAUGAACGCAAUAAUCAAAGUAGUUUUGUUCACAUUUUCAUGGGUAAGUGUGGGUAGAUUAUAAGAUGAGAUUUGAUUCAUUCCCCUGUUAGGCUUAAGCAACGCUCAGCGUUGGUUUGUUGCUUUUGUUUUUUAUUUUUGUGCAGACUCCUGGGUUGAGCACACUGCCGUGGUUUGUGGAUUGGGCAGAUUUGCUCACUUCACUGCCAGCGGUAUUUGUGUUUAAAGGCGCUUGACUCUGGGGAGUUGCAUGAAGAUCUGGUUUAGUAUAGUGGGGUGGUAUGGGUGGAGUUUAAGAAGGGGAAUUAUGAAUGAAUUCUCAUCUGUAUUGACCAUAUUUAUUUUUUUGUGCCUAUGAAUUUGUGAAUUGGAAAUUAAGAAUGGCAUCCAUUGAAGAUUUUAUUAAAGCUCUGUCGGAAGGAUUAUUACAUUUGUUGGAUAAAGGACAAUUGUGGGAACAAUAUGAGAUUAAAGAAUCAGAUAAACGCUUGAAAAAGGAGGAGUUAAAAAUGGCUUUGAAAGCGAAGUUGAUUGAGAGAAAUAUUUUGUCUGUUUCGGAUUUUGUAAAGACUUCACGAGUUCACACAUAUGUAUAAUCAGAUAAAGUAAAGUAAUGCGUAUUUGGCGUGCUGUCCAGGGGGAGGGCUCCAAGCUCGUAAUUUUGGCCCGAACCCAGAGUACUCCCCCCGGAUGUGAUAAUGAGAGAUAUAACUAGAAGUGAGGAGAUGGGGUGGUGGAGGGAUGCUGAUAAACUGUCAACGAACAGAGGUAAGUCUGCAGUAUACCUCUUGUUGUUGGUUGAUUAGCUGAAUGCUUUCCACUUGUGCUAAUUAGUCUAAUUAUCUGCACCUGCUCCUCCCGAAUUUUGUUAAUAAAACAUAAAGGAAUCAAUGGAAAAA